Messenger RNA from Phytophthora nicotianae INRA-310, 756 nucleotides. RefSeq lists its product as hypothetical. The transcript has a single exon. NCBI's taxonomy places the organism in Eukaryota, Oomycota, Peronosporomycetes, Peronosporales, Peronosporaceae. The record is from RefSeq and is a predicted model, not a curated record. Bases 1 to 756 code for a protein of 251 amino acids.
AUGACUUUGUUUGCAUUGCAAGGUGUCAAAUACUUCCUGCUCCACCCAGCACUGUGGAAGGAAGUGACAUUUCCCCUCAUCCUCACAAUUGCGUUCGGGGUGGUAACAGCGUUCUUCUUGUUCUCACACACGCUAUCUCGUCAAAAAGACUGGCUGGAUGACAAAGAUGUACCGAAGCAACUUGCCGAGAUACUAGGGCUGUCCAUCGUCGUGACGGAAAUCUUCGUGUCCACCGUUGCCUACGGCAUCGUGUGCGUCGAUUAUUUCCAGGACAAGAUCUUCGUCUUCGUCUUGAGAGACCGCGGCUUCGGAUCGUUGCUGGAAGGCCAUGAGCGCCGCUCAACUGCCGUGAAAGUAUGCACGUCAUAUUUUCUGUCUCGCAGCGUACUCGGCGUUAUCUCAUUACCAUUGCAUUUGGUCCCGAUCCUCGGCAGCCUCGUGUACGCGUGGCUGCAUGGUAGUGUCUUGGCGUGGGAGCAGCAUCUCUUCUACUUCGAGAUCAAGGGCUUCGGUUUGCUUCAGCAACAGCACUGGGUGCGGUGUUACAAGGUGCAGUACUCAAGCUUCGGCAUGCAGGCGCUGCUGCUUCAUACGAUCCCGUGUGCCGGCCCGUUCUUCAUGUUCACGAAUGCAUGCGGAGCUGCGCUCCUGGCCGAAGAGCUAGAGCGCAUCGACAGCAGCGACAAGCGGGCCGAUGAAGAGAAGACAUUGAUCGGGAGUAGCGACAGCAGCGACUUCGACUACGACACGGUCUAG